This is a messenger RNA of Micromonas pusilla CCMP1545, 981 nucleotides long. RefSeq lists its product as uncharacterized. Bases 1 to 981 code for a protein of 326 amino acids. The record is from RefSeq and is a predicted model, not a curated record. Lineage: Eukaryota; Viridiplantae; Chlorophyta; Mamiellophyceae; Mamiellales; Mamiellaceae. Gene Ontology annotation, molecular function: protein binding. The transcript has a single exon.
AUGACGCGCGGGGGCGGCACGGCGUCCGCGGCGCGCGCGGCCGCGCGCGCCGCCGCGCUCCCCCUCCUCCUCCCCCUCCUCCUCGCGACGACGAUACCCCUCGCGCGCGCGCGCGUGGACCUGUACGACCCGUACACCGGCUACGUCGACCACGCGGUCGCGAACCCGGCGCAGGCGUCGAUCCUUCGUCGCGUCCGAGACGGCAUGACCGACGACCCGAACCGCGCGCUGCUCAACUGGGAGGGCGACUACCCGUGCAAGCAGCCGUGGGUCGGGAUACGCUGCUACCAAGGGAACGACGUCACGCAUCUCGACCUGUCGCAUCGCUCCAUCGGAGGCGACCUUCUGGACGCGAUCGCGGAGCUGGACACGCUCGUCGAGCUCGACCUCUCGUCCAACUUUCUCACCGGGCCGAUACCGACGGCGAUCGGUCUCAUGCCGCGCCUCGCGACGCUGAACCUGCGCGCGAACCGCUUCACGGGGGGGGUCCCCGCGACGUUGGGGAACUCCAGCUCGCUGCGGCACGUCUCGCUCGCGCAGAACCGGCUGCGAGGCACGAUCCCCGCGGCUGCGGCGAACAACGCGAAGUUGACGACGCUGGAUCUGAGCGCCAACGCGCUCACGGGGCCGAUACCCACGGAGUUCGGCGGCGUCGCCGCGCUCGUGGAGUUGCACGUCGCGAAGAACAUGCUGAACGGGACCGUGCCGAGGGAGUUCGCGGGCUUGGCGCGGCUGCGGUCGUUUCGCGCGCAGGGGAACGUGCUCGAGGGCACGGUGCCGGAUAACUGGGGAAGCGGGAUGCUCGACUUGGAGGCGAUCGACCUGUCGAGGAACUUUCUGUACGGCGACGUCCCCGCGAACUUGGCGAACAUCCCGAAGCUGAGGGAGCUGCGGUUGAACCAUAAUCAGGUGUGGGGGACGACCCCGGCGGCGCUGAUCGCGUUGAACGCGUCCGUCCCCGGGUUCGUCAUCGUGCGGUGA